Molecule: messenger RNA, 1677 nt
Organism: Rotaria socialis
Lineage: Eukaryota; Metazoa; Rotifera; Eurotatoria; Philodinida; Philodinidae
Source: the annotation of a GenBank genome assembly
AUGAACAACGAACGUAUGCCAGGACAGAUCUCAGAUGAUGAUGAUGAUCAAAAUUCUCUGACAUCUUAUCAGAAAUUUGAUAGGAAAAGAAUAAAUCAGAAGCAAGAAAUGAUAAAGCGUGCUGGCGACCUACGAACUCGACGAACACCUCAUCGAACAGAUACACCAGUUUCGGAUGAUAUAAAAGGAUUCGACAACAAUUCAUUUCAUCCAGACGAUGGUGAACCAACUUCAUUUAAUGGUAAUACUCGUUCAAUCGCUUUUCCACCGACUGAACCAUUGCGUACGAUUCGGAUAACUCCGAAUGUAAAAGUGAUAGGAAAAAAUAAUGCAGAUACUUCUCGUCCAUCAACUGCCACGUCCGUCAAGUCAACAUCAAUAAAUCGUUCAAUAGACGCAAAUCAACGACUAACCGGUGUUCCAUCAUCAUCAUCAACUCUUGACGAUGGAGAUGAAAUAAGAUUGAAUGAUAUGAAAUUCACCAACAUGCAUGAUGAUCAUCUGCACUCUUCUAAAACAGCUCGUCGUAAUAAUCGUCGCAAACAUAACCAAAAGUUUGCUUCUUCGUCAUCAUCACCUGGUAAUAACCAUAAUAAUCCAUUAGCACAAACUGAUGAUGUUGUGCCAAAAAAUAAUACACAACAUUAUCAAAAAAACGAAAUAUCCUCUAAUGAGUGUGUUGUACCUUCUUCUGAACCAUUAGCAGCUAAAGGUUCUCUUAAUAAUUAUGCAGAUUCCGAUGAUGAUAGCGAUCGUAUACCUAUCAAACCAUGGUCACCAGCGCCGACUGAUUCAGAAGUUCCAGUAUCAUCACUCAUUGGAGGUAAUCCUGUGAAUCAAGAUGCAACAAUACCUCCAUCGCCAGCAUUAACAUUAGCAAUACGAGAACUAUUUGAAAUGAUUACAGAAGAUUUAGAUAGAUUUGUUUAUACACCAGCACCCAAUGGUUUCGGUGAUAUUCAAUGUCGUAUAACACGUGAUAAACGUGGCAUGGAAAAAGGCCUUUUUCCAACAUAUUUUAUGCAUGUUGAAAGACCGGGUGAUGGAAAAAAAUUUUUUGUUCUUGCCGGACGUAAACGUCGACGUAGUGCAACAUCAAACUAUUUAAUAUCAACUGAUGCAACAGACCUAUCUCGUGAUGGAGAAAGAUUUACUGGAAAAUUAAGAGCCAAUAUGUUAGGUACACAUUUUACUGUUUAUGAUAAUGGUACCAAUCCCAAGAAGAAUACCCCGGUUGAGCAAAUUCGCCGAGAAGUAGCUGCAAUUGUUUAUGAAACCAAUAUUUUGGGUUUUAAAGGACCACGUAAAAUGACAAUACUUAUUCCUGGCAUGAGUAGUGAUCAUCAUCGUGUUGAAGUUCGACCAAGAAAUGAAUCAGAAUCUUUGAUUGAACGAUGGAGACAUACUAGAAUGGAGAAUGUGCUCGAAUUACACAACAAAACACCUGUGUGGAAUGAAGAAACUCAAUCUUAUGUACUUAAUUUUCAUGGGCGAGUAACACAGGCAUCAGUGAAAAAUUUCCAAAUUGUACAUGAUAAUGAUCAGGAUUAUGUAUGCAUGCAGUUCGGUCGUGUCAGUGAUGAUGUUUUCACAUGCGAUUUCAAAUAUCCAAUGUGUGCUGUUCAAGCAUUUGGUAUAGCUCUAUCGUCUUUUGAUGGUAAACUUGCUUGCGAAUGA